Messenger RNA from Symphalangus syndactylus (siamang), 3158 nucleotides. RefSeq names its product WBP2 N-terminal like (gene WBP2NL). Gene Ontology annotation, cellular component: nucleus. Gene Ontology annotation, biological process: positive regulation of DNA-templated transcription. Gene Ontology annotation, molecular function: chromatin DNA binding; transcription coactivator activity. The record is from RefSeq and is a predicted model, not a curated record. Lineage: Eukaryota; Metazoa; Chordata; Mammalia; Primates; Hylobatidae.
UGAGGAGGUGGAGUGUGGAUCAUUCUGGAAAGAUCUCAAACUGUUGUAGCGCUUCUCCUUGGACCUCGGAACUUUAUAAAGCCCUGUUUCCUCCUUGCUCCAACCAGGGAGAUGUCUGCUUUUAAAAACAAAAGAUUGAAAAGACUGAGGCCAGGUGCAGUGGCUCAUGCCUCUAAUCCCAACACUGGGAAGCUGACGUGGCCCAGGAGUUUGAGACAAGGCUGGGCAACAUAGGGAGACCCCAUCUCUACAAAAAGUAGAAAAUUAGCGGGCCAUGGUGGUGUGCAUCCAUAAUCCCAGCUGCUUGGGAGGCGAUGGUAAGAGGAUUGCUUGAACCCAGGAGUUCGGGCUGCAGUGAGCCCAGAUUGUACCACUGCACUCCAGCCUGGGUGACAGAGCCAGAUCCUGUCUUAGAAUAAAAAAUGGGACUGAACAGGUACCUGGGCACAAUGAGGCACUGUUGGUCGCGGGAAGCUGUGGGGCUUACACCAGUUGCUUUGCUCCUUGCGGUGCCUGCUGCUGGCCCCUGAGUUCUCUACUGGAGCUGACUCAGCCAGAGGGGUGCCCAUCUCCACCUUCAAGGCACACUUGUUCACUAAGGCCUGACUCCACUGCGCUCCCCUCUUUACCCCACGCGCCCCCUUUCCUGUUUCCCACACUCAAACUCAGUCUCCCCCGCUGUGCAGUUCUAAAUUACGCUCCUUUCUGGGCUCUGACUUGCCCUCAAUUUCCUUUUCUCCCAAUCAGCAUUGAAAUUCAAGCUGGAUGAUGUGCUUGGGGCCAGCACACUCAGGUCGGUUUGAAUGUAGUUGUCAGGAAGAUCGAAGUAGACAUUACCAAAUGCUGAUAUCCAGAUCUUUCUUCUGUCUUUCCUUCCUCCAGAAAGUUUUCUUGACAGAUUUAUAUGGGCCUUAGAGGUUUUAUGUCCUCACCUGCUUCCUACGUACCUCUGCUUCUUUGUUCCAUUUUGUGGUAGAUGAUUGCUCACUACUCUGACAGUGGUGUCCUCGUGAGCACUUACUGAGAGCCAUUUGAGCACUUGUCAUUCCAUGGUGUGAAGCCUUUUCUUUUCUUUUUAAGAUAUUUUUAUUUCUCCAAAUUUGUUAUUAGGAGUGACUGAAAUAAAAAACAUAAUUGAGUCCCAUCAUCAUCAUCAUCAUCAUAGAAAUGGCUUUAAGAGAAAACUGGUCAGAUGAAUAUUAUUGCUUCCCAUUUCCAACCAGUAAAUAGUUGCCACUGAUAAAUUGACAGCGAGGAGUCUGUCAAGAAUGCUCAAGAUAGCCGGGCGCGGUGGCCCACGCCUGUAAUCCCAGCACUUUGGGAGGCCGAGGUGGGUGGAUCACAAGAUCGGGAAUUCAGGACCAGCCUGGCCAAUAUUGUGAAACCCCGUCUCUACUAAAAAAACAAACAAACAGACAAAAAAAACAGCCAGGAGUGGUGGCGGGUGCCUGUAGUCCCAGCUACUCAGGAGGUUGAGGCAGGAGAAUUGCUUGAACCCAAAAGGUGGAGGUUGCAAUGACCCGAGAUUGUGCCACUGCACUUCACCCUGGGCAAUAGAGGGAGACUCCAUCUCAAAAAAAAAGAAUGCUCAAGAUAUGUUAUAUAAUACAACAUGCCUGUUCAAAUGGGGAAAAAUCCUAGGAAAUAACUUACAUGUACUUCUUGGUUUCAUCAUACAAGACAAACAAAAGCACCACCCAUGCCUCUCAGAACAUUGGACCAUGCACCCUUGAAAAAAGCUUUGCUUCCCUCAUCAUGAAUAAUCUUCCUCCAGCAGUCAAAUGUGCCUGUGUACAUGAUGUCAGUUCCUUUGCAUCCUGACUGCAUCAUCAUGCAGCGGCGAAUGGUGUUAAAUGGAUAGGAAGUCAACCCAGCAACGGCAGUGACAGUCUGUGCAUCAUCCAACUGAUGACAAUUCUCUUGAAGCAGUCUCCGAAUGUGGAGCUCUCCUUCCCACAGCGAUCAGAAGGCUCCAAUGUCUUUAGUGGUACAAAGACGGGAACAUUGUUUCUCACUUCAUACCGGGUGAUUUUCAUAACUUCGCACUCCAUCAAUGAUCCCAUGUUGUCUUUUAUGAUGCCAUUUGAUCUGAUGACGAACCUCACUGUUAAACAACCAGUAUUUGCUGCAAACUUCAUUAAGGGAACUAUUCAGGCAGCUCCAUAUGGUGGCUGGGAAGGACAAGCUACUUUUAAAUUAGUCUUCAGAAAUGGAGGUGCCAUUGAAUUUGCCCAGUUGAUGGUGAAAGCUGCCUCUGCUGCUGCCCGAGGAUUUCCACUUAGAACCUUAAAUGACUGGUUCAGCUCUAUGGGAAUUUAUGUAAUUACUGGGGAAGGGAAUAUGUGCACUCCACAGAUACCUUGUUCAGUUAUUGCCUAUGGAGCCCCACCUGCAGGAUAUGGAGCCCCACCUCCCAGAUACGGAGCCCCACCUGCAGGAUAUGGAGCCCAACCUGCAGGAAAUGAAGGCCCGCCUGUGAGAUACAGAGCCUCACCUGUGCAAUAUGGAGCCCCACCUCUUGGAUACGGAGCACCACCUGCAGGAUAUGGAGCCCCACCUCUCGGAUACGGAGUCCCACCUGCAGGAUACAGAACCCCACCUCUUGGAUAUGGAGCCCCACCUGCAGGAAAUGAAGGCCCGCCUGCGGGAUACAGAGCCUCACCUCCUGGAUCUGGAGCCAGGCCUCACGAGUCUAUAGCAGCCCAGGCUCCUGAAAACGCGGCUUCUCCUCCCUCUGCCUCCUCUUCUUAGGUCCAUUCUUAACUUUCUAAGAUGUAAACCUUGAAGACUCACCAAGCAAAGAGGUACCCUAAAAUUGAAGUCCGGAUAAGGAGGAGGACUCAGCUUAGAGUCACUGAUUCAUCUGCAUUGUGAAAAUUAGGAAACCAGAUGCUCCCAUGUUCUCAAGGACAGCCUUUCUUAAGGAAGUCAGUGACAAGGAGAGGAAGAGAGGAGAGACUCAACCAACUAGAGCAGGGAUAAGGUUUCCCUCGUUCAGCUUUUCAGUGUCUGCUGGAAUGUGACGAUAACCUCAUUGUCAGGUAGGAAGUGAAACAUACGAUAUUCUUCCUGGCCUUUGCCUUAAGAGUCUUCUGGAGCCUGAAGAGGGUGGGACAGACAACCAUGGACUGCUGGAGAACAAACUUUUUUUGAAGCUU